Molecule: messenger RNA, 5015 nt
Organism: Sphaeramia orbicularis (orbiculate cardinalfish)
Lineage: Eukaryota; Metazoa; Chordata; Actinopteri; Kurtiformes; Apogonidae
Gene: ppp1r3aa
Product: protein phosphatase 1, regulatory subunit 3Aa
Exons: 4
Coding region: 176-4333 (1385 amino acids)
Biological process (GO): regulation of glycogen biosynthetic process
Cellular component (GO): protein phosphatase type 1 complex
Molecular function (GO): protein phosphatase 1 binding; glycogen binding
Source: RefSeq, a predicted model, not a curated record
GCUGUAACCGAACUCCAUCUGUCAAGUCACGUCCUCUCCCUGCUCUCCCUUCUACAGUAUCACUGCAGCCAGGCUAGGGGCACUCCGGUCUGUGCCACCCUCCGAGCCAGACAGGCAGGCAGACAGGCAGGCAGGCAAGUAGACACACAGACCUUCUCCCAGGUCCAGGCACAAUAUGGAGGGUCUUUACAUUCAAGCCACAGAGGAGGACGAGGUGAUGAUGGAGCAUGAGGAGCAGGAAAAAAGUAGGGAACAAGACGAAGGAAGAAUAAAGGCCUGCUCUCCUGCGGGUUCCACAGAGGAGGAAGCUGACGAGGACUCUGAACCGGAGCCUCCACCCAUCAUUCGAAGGAAAGUGUCAUUCGCUGAUGCUUUUGGCCUCAAUUUGGUGUCCGUCAAGGAGUUUGACAAUGCUGAAGUGACAGACUCAGAGAUGAUCAAUCCGCCUGAGAUGGAGGAGACCCUUUCCUCAGAGGAGUUCUACAUGUCCUGCCUGUUUACUGUUCCCUCAAGCCCAGAGGAGCUAGAUCAGCACCUAGAGCUGCAGAUGAUAGAGCUGGAGAGCAUCGAGCUUCUUCCACGAAGCACCACACUCCGUGGCAUUAUCAGGGUGGUCAACCUCUGCUACAAUAAGUGGGUUUAUGCCAGGAUCACCGUGGACCGCUGGAACAGUUACUUUGACCUUUUGGCAGAGUAUGUGCCUGGAUCCAGUGAUAGGAAAACAGACCGCUUCACCUUCACAUAUACUUUUGUUCCUCCGUUUGAGAGAGAAGGGACCAGAGUGGAGUUCUGUCUACGAUAUGAGACGUCAGUGGGCACCUUCUGGGCUAAUAACAGAGAAAUGAACUAUGUGCUGUUCUUCCACCAGAAAGAACAUGUAAAAGAUCAUGGGCCUCGGGUGCAAGAGGAGAGCACCAGCUAUAAAAACAAGAGGAGCUGUCUGAAGGCAAACCGGAGGGGAAGUGCAGAGGAGAAGACCAGAGACACCAUUAACCCAACAUCAUUUAACACAGAAGCAGAGGUGGCUGACAGAAAGACAUUGGAAAGCACAGAGAUACUGUCAUUAUUAUGCUGUGAAGAACGCAAACCUUUGGUGGACAGCUUAAAAAGCAAGCACAGAGCAACACGUAUGGCACGUGUGCGGGACCACUACUCCCAGAGGAGGCAGCAUUUACCAGAGGCUUAUUCACAUGACUUACCCAAUGGCCAGAAGGUGUCUGAGCCAAUUUCAUCUCUAUGGGACACCCCAGCCUGUCUUCUCCACAACCAUCCUACGACACAACGUAAAACAGGUCUACAGGUCCUCACCUACCACCAGAUUCCUCUGCUUACACUGGACUGGAGCGAUGACAAACCGCAGCAGUGGGGGGCUGCUGAUGUGGAUGACAUCUGGACUGAAGGAGCUAAAAUGGCCUUGUCAAAAGCAUCAGAGGAAAAUAUGGAAGAAACAGCUUCUGUUAACGAUAUAUGGGAGGCCUUUCUCAACGGUACAGAUGAAACCAGUGAUAAAGAAACCUCUGUGUGCGAUGGAUGGCAGGCUUUUCUUAAUGGCCCCAGUUUUGAGGACCAUUCUGGUGUUCCGGAGUCAGAGUGGCUGCAGACAGCAGCUUCGGUGUCUCCCUCAAAUGAUAAAGAGCCACGCACACAAUGUGCAGCAAGCAGUCAAGUGCAUGAAUUUCAGGUGGGCAAAGAUACACCCAACAACUUCCACGCACACACGUCAAGUGCAUGUCAGCCGCUGUCAGACACCUGUGAAACAUCGCUGGCUAAUGUCGCCUUGAACACCGAAGACCACCAGCCAGCAGAGGCAUGUGUCAGUAGCCCCGGAGAUGACAACACAGCGACACUAGAUGCAUCCCAAAGGUCACAGACAAACUAUGUAACAGAGACUGUGCAGGAAUUUAGCCUCAUGGGGGCAAUGCCUGUGGCCAAGGGCUCUGUUGACAGCUCAAGUGAGUGUCACAAGCACGAGAUCUGGGAGCAAGAAAGAGAAAGAAUAAUAGGAGGAGCAGAAGGAAUAGGAGGAGAUGAGCCCUUCAUACCGCACACAGCUGACUUAGUAACAAGCUCAGGGGAGUCAGAGACAACAGACAUGACAGCAAAGCCACAGUCUCAGAAUGCCAGCGCUGUUGAUAGGAUCUCACAGGGAGCAAGGCUGGAUGAGGGUCUUUCUUACAGCAGGGAAGGGGAGGUUACAGGUACCACACACAAUACGGUGGAUGACACGCUGGCAUUUAAGGAGACAAUCAGACAGGGGACACAGGACGGGGAGAGGUUUGUCUUUUUCACAUUCAGACAAGAAGUGGAGGAGGGGAUCACAAUAAACUGUAGAGGAAAUAAAGAAUCCAGAGAAGAGGAAAUAUUUAGGCCACAGAAAACAGAAGAGUGUCAAAUCUCCCAGAGGUAUGCAGAUGAAGAGCAAUGCCAGGGAGUCAGGCUGAACCGCAAUUUUCUAGAGCAGAAUGAGCAAGAUGAAAACAUAAGUGCACAGUCACAUGCCACUGAAUUCCAUCCAAAUCAAACAUGUGUGGAACAUUUUAGGCAAACAAUGGCGAAAGAAUUGAAAUGGGACAAAUCAGAGAGGGAAGGUGUGGCAUCAUGCAAGACAGACACAGAAGUGUUCAGAAAGGCAGAGGUGGAGCCUUUGUACUGUCAAACAAGUCAAGACACAAUGGGACUAAUUGGUGCCAAACCUGAUAUUAUCCAGGUAUUAAAAGAGGAUGCAUGGCCACAUAAUGACAAAGCUUCUCCAUGUAAUUUAUCAGUGUGGCAGCAGGGAAACCCGGCAGUAUUUUCAGAAAUGCAUAGCAUACAGUCAAAGCCAAUUGUUGCAGAUGAAAUGAUAUGUAUUCAGAAAGAAAUAAAGGAACAAGAGUCAACCCUGACACAAACAGCAAAAGAUAUGGCAGGUGACGGUGUAUUAGUAUCAAAGACAGAGAAAGGGAUAAGUCUAAAUUGUGGUGAAAUAAUACAAAGCAAAGAAACUCCCCCACCAUCAGAGACAAAAGAAGAGCUAUUUCCGCACACAGUAGGAUCACUGGAAACAAAAAAGGCCUUUCAAAGUAACCGUAAUACAUUCAGGUCUUUUCCAACAGAUAAAUGCCAGCAAGAGGUGGGAGAAAUAAGUUGUAGCCAUUCACAGGAUGAUAUGAAGGGUCACAAAGAGGAUGUAGGAUGCAUUGGAAUAGGCUCAGAAGAUGUGCUGAAGGAGAUAGUUGCAAAGAAAGACACUUCAACAGAGCUUCAACACCAACCUGAGACAUUAGAGAGAAUAGAGGAAGAUAUGAGUCAAAGAGGCAAAGAUGAGAGGGUGAGAAUUGAAAAGCUGAAAAUAGAAGCAAUGGGGGAGUUGAUGGGUAAUGCAGAGAACCCUCAGGAGGAGAGUAAGAAUGCAACAGCUGAAUCGGAAGAACAAGAGUUGUCAGCAGAAGUUGAGAGCUCUCCACAUGUUGAAUAUAAAAAAAUGUCAGAGAGAACAAAAGACUCUAUUAAAGCAGAAAGUACAGAAGCUGUUGAACCGAUUGGAUCAGGAUUGAAGAUGUUCCUGGAAAGAUUUGGAGAAGAGCUGGUCAGGAAGGUUUGGGAAGAGGUGUUUGAUCAGAAAAACAACCCACAGGCCUUGACUGCACACACAAAUGUUGUUGAUGGAUCCGAAGGCAGGCGGGUAGAAAUAUAUAAUACCACAGAUGACUGCCAACUUGUACGAGCUACAAUGACUUCUGAGAAAAGCUUCAAUGAGACUCUUGAUUCUGGUGUAUUUUCAAUGAAUUGCAAUGAUUUCUCACUAAAUGAGAGAGGUCAGUCACCCAACAAGACGGAAGAAACUCUAUUCGUCUUUCAUUCAGAUACAAGUGCUCACCUCAAUAAAGAUCUAGACUCCACUUUGGGUACUCACAGUAGUCCGCCAUCGACUAAAUCAGCCCAAAGCUCCCCGAAGGAUCAGGAAUACUCGGAAAUAAAAGAAAGAUCAGUCACCCAUCAGGAAGCAGAUAGCCAAACAGAGGACUGUGUAGACGCCCACAGGGAGAGCUGUGAUCGAUCAGCCCAGUCUUCUCACAAACACCUGAGUUCCACCUCCAAGGAAUUAAAAGAGGCUGAUGGGGUUGGACAGUGGAAUACUUUAUACAUCCUCAGUCACAUCACCAGACUUCUAAUCUGUGCCUUUUUAGUCAGUGGAUCCUUUCUCAUCUUUUUUCUAUAUGAUUUCCCAGUAUUCUUUGCACUCUAUGCAUUUUCAGUGUGCUGGUGGUUUUAUAAGUGGAAGAGACAUCAGAUGGUAAAACACAGCCUUCCUCCUCCUCCUGAGAGGAACGUUGAAUGUAGCACUAUUUAAACCAUUAUUAAUCUAAUUUUGAGACAGAUGAAACUAAAUUCAGCACAUAUCCUGAGUGUGUGUUUUUGUUUGCUUACUUUUUUGGUCAUUUUCUAUUGGUGGGAUACUUAAGAAAGGCUUUGUUACGUUGAUCAAAUCAACACCUAUAUACAGAUUGAGUGUAUGAUGUGUGCUGUGUUUUAUGGGCCCAAAGUUCCUUGUCAUUGUACCAACUGAAACAAAAUGUGUCUGUAGAUGAAAGGUGCUACUAAAAGUAGUAGAUAAGAGAACAUCUCUUUCUUUGGUUUGUUCAGUAUCUUAAAUAGUUUCAUUUAAUUUUUCAGUUUUCCUAAAUAUACACAAAAUAUGACAUUAAAAAUGUUAAAUCGUUUUGUGUUUUUCUACCGAGUAUUUGGGUUUUCUACUAUAUUUUGGCAUCAUGUCUUUGAAAUGACGCAAGUAGGAGCUUGGAAACAAUUCACAAAGUAUCCUUAAGACAAUACAAUAAUGUUUUAUAUUUAAUAAUACUUUAUUUUUUCAGAUCAGAUUUAGGGACUGGUUUCGUGACUCCCAGGAAAUAUUAGACCAGUCUCAAUUUUGCUGUUAAAUUCAUCUAAUGCAUAAAGUAUUGCCUAGAAUGUUAGCAAUGUGAAACUAACCAGUGGUAUAAACUGAUGAAAAGGGUAAAAAAAUAAAUAAAUAA